Messenger RNA from Pocillopora damicornis (cauliflower coral), 1506 nucleotides. RefSeq names its product adenosine receptor A3-like. Gene Ontology annotation, cellular component: plasma membrane. Gene Ontology annotation, biological process: G protein-coupled receptor signaling pathway. The record is from RefSeq and is a predicted model, not a curated record. Gene Ontology annotation, molecular function: G protein-coupled receptor activity. Lineage: Eukaryota; Metazoa; Cnidaria; Anthozoa; Scleractinia; Pocilloporidae.
CGCCAUAACUUUCUUCAACCUUAAUAGACAUCUUUGAAAUAUGACGACCUUAAACAACACAACAGAAGAUUUAGGGAGCUCAGUGACAAUUUCAGAGUCUCCAUUUUGCAUGCUAAAUCCAAAGUGGCAAAACCUGAAGAUUUUUUUUAUAGCACUGAAUAUUCCUCUCUCCAUCACGGCGUUUUUGGGCAAUCUUCUGGUUAUUACUGUACUUUGGAAGGUCCGCAGCUCCAUGUGCCUUCAUCCUUCCUCAAAGCUUCUGUACAGUUGUCUUGGGUUCGCUGAUCUGUGCACGGGUCUUAUUACACAGCCUCUGUUAGUCGCCUUCAUAUUCUCUCCAAAACACUCCAAAGGUUGUCUCUAUCUACAAAUCCCGUAUGUCCUCACGAGCACAAUUUUACGAGGAGUCUCGGUGCUAACAGUGACUGCGAUCAGUGUGGACAGAUAUUUGGCUUUGGUACUAAGAAUGAGAUACAGAACCAUGGUCACACUUACAAGAAUACGGACUCUUCUGGCUGUUUUUACCCUUUACACCAUCAGCGGUUCAAUGUUGUGGCUGUACAAAUUUCGCAUUGCCGCAGCCUUGACUGCUGUAACAUUAUUGUUGUGCUUUUUGACAGCAAGUUUCGCUUACUUGAGAAUUUAUCUAACCUUACGCAACCACCAAAUUCAAGUUCAAAAACGUGUCUUCCAGCCACGAGAACAAAAAUUCCAAAUGAAUAUGGCUUGGUACAGUAGAACAGUGACUAGCGCGUUAUGGAUACAGUUCACAUUACUUUUUUGCUAUCUUCCAUUUUCUACAGUCAUAGCAUUACGUGCAGUCAUUGAUGUUAGUAAUAACCCUCAUGCAUCGGCGAUUGAUCUGGCAUGGUACAUCACAGGAGUUCUGUUUUUGUCAAACUCAUCAAUAAACCCGAUACUUUACUGCUGGAAGAUUAGAGGAGUGAGAGCUGGAGUGAAGGACAUAAUCAGACAAUUUUGUCGUUUCUGAAGUUUAAGGGGAUAGUUUCCUCAGUUUUAGGCAAUAAUAGAAGUACUGACUGUCAGUACGACGUAGUAGCUUAAAUCUCAGUGAGCUGAAAGGAAACGAAAAGAAAAAAUAUAUUAAACAUUAUCGCCACAUUUUUUUUAUGACAACUCAUCAUCCAAAAGUAGUUUUUUAAAAACGUUUGCAUUAAUUUUAAUCAUGCUUCGAUCUCCUCUGGUAUAGCGUCUUUUUAGUAGUCAUGGACCUUGUGUCAAUAAAGAAAAACUAAGCUUGGUAAAGGAAUACAAGGAGGUCAGCGUAGGAGAGAAAGGAUAGAAAAAUUCAAUAAGUUGUCUUCGUUAAGCGUUCGCUAAAAUAAGUCCCUUUUAACAUGUUGUGAUGUUUUCUUUGUCGCUGUUUGUCGGUAAUAAAUUAUUCACUUCCAGGAACACGUCGAAAACUUUUGUUCUUCGAUAAGAAAUUGUCGCCUGUGGUUCCCUUCUCCUAUACUGAGAAAAAUGAAUUGAAGUGAAAUAUUC